Molecule: messenger RNA, 2686 nt
Organism: Pristis pectinata (smalltooth sawfish)
Lineage: Eukaryota; Metazoa; Chordata; Chondrichthyes; Rhinopristiformes; Pristidae
Product: endoplasmic reticulum membrane adapter protein XK-like
Exons: 4
Coding region: 262-1599 (445 amino acids)
Cellular component (GO): membrane
Source: RefSeq, a predicted model, not a curated record
UUGCCACAUUGACGCAACACUACAGGUUUGAAGAGAAAAAAAAACUUGAGGGCGUUUUUUCCGGUACUUUGAACUUUCCCAGUUAAAUAAAGAGGCGGGGUUUAACAAAAUUUGCUACUCAAACUAGAAGCGGAAAAAAAACCCUCCGCUGGGAGUCUACUUUUCCUUCAGGUAGAAUUUGGCGCUGUUUUGCCCCCCGCGGUGGACUCCCCGACCCGGGCAGGAAGGCAAGGAGACAUUUGUGGAGUUUUCGGCGCGCCGAUGGCAGUUCUUGCUCGUCGCUGCGGGUGGGUGAGCUUGCAACCAGAACCUGGAAUGGAGACGAUAGGUGGCAUUGAUGGAACAGAAGCUGAUCAUGUGCCGGCAACUCUUGUUUUACACCGGGCGAAGAUGCCAGCCAGUAUCAUCAUCUCUACAGUCCUGUUCGUAGCUGAAGCUGUAGCUGCUGGUGUACUUUGUGCCUUAUACAGCCGCUGGGGUGAUUCAUAUUGGUUGGGGCUAACAAUCACCUUCAUGUUGGUGCCAUCUGUGCUGGUUCAAUUUGCAUUCAUCUUAAUCCAUCGGGAACUGGGGACAAGGAGGCCAUUUGUACUACUGCUUCAUCUACUGCAGAUGGGACAUAUCAUCAGGUGUCUAGAAGCCAUUGUUGUACUUUGCAAAUCUGGAAAACAUGAAGAGCCAUAUGUAAGCAUUACAAAGAAAAAAAGACUCCACCAUGGCCAGUCAAAUGAAUUUGAAAAAGAAGUGGAUCACUCAACAAGGAAGUUGCAUAUCCAUCGCAAUGCCUUUCAUCGGACAUCUGUCAUUCAAGCCUUCAUGGGUUCCACACCCCAGCUUAUCCUUCAGCUGUAUAUUAGCGUGAUGCAGAAAUACAUUCCACCUGCACGAGCUGCUCUGAUGGUGUUGUCAUUGAUGUCAAUCACUUAUGGAGCCCUGGUGUGUAACAUCCUCGCCAUUCAGAUCAAGUAUGAUGACUACAAGAUCCAGCUCAGACCAAUUGCUUAUAUUUGCAUCAUCCUCUGGCGCACCUUGGAAAUUGCUACAAGAAUCACAGUGUUGGUGCUUUUCAGCACUGCUUUGAAGGAGUGGGUCUUUGCAGUGCUCUCUUUUGAUUUCCUAGUCCUCUUCUUUCUUCCUUGGGUGGAAUUCUGGUGUGGCCACUCACCCUUCCCUGAAAACAUUGAAAAGAACUACAAACGGUUUGGCACAACUGUAACACUGUUACUUGUUUCCAUGCUCUAUGCCGGAAUUAAUGUGUUCUGUUGGUCAGCGGUCCAACUAUUGCUCAGCAGUCGUGACUUAAUCAGCAAGAAACAGAACUGGGUCAGGCUAUCUAUCUAUUAUACUCUGCGGUUUAUGGAAAAUGCGGUGCUCCUAGUUUUAUGGUAUUUUUACAAGACCGAAGUGUAUGAGUACUUCUGCUCCCCGUUGCUAGUGGUCCAACUAAUCAUUUCCUACAGCCUGGCCAUCAUCUUCAUGCUCCUUUUUUAUCAGUAUUGUCAUCCAUGCAGGCAGCUUUUCACCCAUAAUAUUGCAGAUUGUCUUGUAUGCACCUGUUGGAGGGGACCUCAUUUUGAGCCUGCACUUCCGAAUCCAUAAUUCAGUUUUUCAUUGUACCUACAGGUAGGUGUGGUAAAUAUGCAAUUUUGUUUCUUCUUUCAUUAUUGCCUCUCCUUGGUAAAGAUGAAAAUAUGUGAAUUGCAAACAAGCUGGUGAAUUUCACAAUGCUUAGUGACGGGUCAGUUUAAUGCUUGAGAAGUGCAUGCUACUGUACAAACCGUAAUUGUGCUCUAAUGUUGCUUUUCAAUGUGCACAAUUAAGCAAAGAAGAAAAAGACUGUUUCCAAGUCACCUUUUCCAAGAAGACCAAGAGUUAUUUUGGGAGCCAUUCUCUCAAUCAGGUCGAAGAAUGUCCAGGUCUACAAACAAAUCCUUUUAUAUAUUUUUAAAAAAAGACACACAACUUCAUAUAUUUGGGGAUAUCUGGGCUGAAUUGUAUGGAUCAUGUGUGUUGAAUUAAACAUUGUGAUUAAGUUUAAAGCAUAAGGCGGUGAGCUUUUCCUCUGAGCCCAUUUGUACAAGGCAGUCUAUACACCAGCUUUGGAGUGCCAUUGACUGAAUUUUUUCCCAAUAGUAAAACUUCUUUUGAAAAUAUGUUUGAAAGUAAAUUAUUUUUGAUUGUAAAAGCAGUUUAUAUUUUUAUUUAUUUAUUCUGUCUUUUUUGUUGCCGGUUUUUAUCUUCCAUUCUUUAAAAUACCCUCAUGCUGUAUUACAAUUGAAUGAGCACCUUUGGUCUGCAGGUACCUUAUCCAAUGACCUGGCUUUAUGUGAGCAUUGUUGGUGGAGUUGACCCACCAGGGUUCAAUCAUACUGUGGUCCAUUAUCUCCCAUUUUCUGGUAGGACUCUAAGGAUUAAUCCUAAAUAAAAUAUAGUAGACUAAAUAAAAUAUAGUCUAAUCAGUUAACCCAGGGUUGUUGAGGCCAAAUGAAUUUUAUUACAGAUCAUGAAUGUCUACCUCCUAACCUACAGAAAAUUUUCCAGAUCAUAAAAAUGCUUCCAUCUCAUUUGUGUUAACAUGGAUAUUAAAUUUGGAAAUGAAUCCAACACAUGUAUUCUCACUGGCUUUUGCACAAGCAUUUGCUCAAAAUUAUUCAGUGUGGAUAUCAUCUUAUUUAUUAAAAAUUCA